AUACAACCACAAUAAGGAGCCAGAUGCAUUUUCAGAAGCCAGGACUCCAGUGAUGUGAUUGCGAUAGCUACACCACCUACUAACUGUUUUCGGUAAGGAUAUCAAAUAAAUCCAUUAAGUUUCUCAGGACAGAAUCAUCUUUGCGGCUGGAACUGCCGAACAGGAAACAGACUCAGAGAGAAUUUCAACCCCCGCCCCCAGUCUCAUUGGCCCUUUGCACAAUCCAAGCCACAAUCACUCCUGCAACACAACAUAUUCCUUUCAGCACUCGCAGCCCUGGACAGCUCCCUCGCCGCGCGGUUCAUUCCCCUGCAGUGAGCAGAAUCCUGUUCAGCCUGCACCGGUCGGGUGCGGCAUCCGACACCAAGUCCUCCCCAGAGCUUGCAGAGCACGCGCUCCGUCCCUCCUCCCUCUCGGCGCCCCCGCCACUGGCUCACCCCAGCUCACUCCAGACGCGACUUUAAGGGAUUCCCUCUCGGACGGCCUCUGCUGCAGCACAUCUGGUUUCAUUCGCUGCAAGGCAACCAUGGAUCUCCGAGGAAGAGCCGUUCUCAGCUUGAAUAGACUUCGAGUUCUCCUAAUGCUGUUCCAUACAAUGGCUCGAGUCACGGCAGAACAAGAAGUGGAAAAUCUCUCAGGCCUUUCCACUAACCCUGAAAAAGAUAUAUUUGUGGUGCGGGAAAAUGGGACGACCUGUCUCAUGGCAGAGUUUGCAGCCAAAUUUAUUGUCCCUUAUGAUGUGUGGGCCAGCAAUUAUGUCGAUCUGAUCACGGAACAGGCUGAAAUCUCACUGACCCGGGGAGCUGAGGUGAAGGGCCGCUGUGGCCACAACGAGUCGGAGCUGCAGGUGUUCUGGGUGGAUCGCGCGUACUCGCUCAAACUGCUGUUUGUAAAGGAAGGUCACAACACCUCCAAGGGCCCCGAGGCGACGUGGAGGCUGAGCAAGGUCCAGUUUGUCUACGACUCCUCGGAGAAGACCCAUUUUAAAGACGCAGUCACCGCUGGGAAGCACACAGCCAACUCACAUCGCCUCUCUGCCUUGGUCACACCAGCCGGAAAGUCCUAUGAGUGUCAGGCUCAGCAGACCAUUUCACUAACCUCCAGCGAUCCGCAGAAGACAGUCACCAUGAUCCUGUCUGCAGUCCACAUCCAGCCCUUUGACAUCAUCUCUGAUUUUGUCUUCAGUGAAGAGCAUAAAUGCCAGGUGGAUGAACAGGAACAGUUGGAGGAAACCUUGCCCCUGAUUUUGGGGCUCAUCUUGGGUCUCGUCAUUGUGGUAACGCUGGUGAUUUACCACAUCCACCACAAAAUGACUGCCAACCAGGUGCAGAUCCCUAGGGACCGGUCCCAAUAUAAACACAUGGGCUAGGGGCCAUUAGGCAGGCAGCCCCAAACCCCUGUGCCCCACCUGGAUCAGAUAGAGACACAAAAGCACUUUACCACCUUGUACAUGGGAUACACCAACAUAGCUACAAUCCGGCAGUCCUGGGUAUCCCAGGCUUGCUUGACCAGCGUCCAUGCUUAAACCCAGGGAUGGAGGGAUUCUUUUGGAUGCAGGAGGUGAGUGGCAGCUGUUCUCUCUAUGCUGGGGAAUGGGAAUAGAGGGGUCAGCCAGCUUUCAUGCUCAUGGUGGCUUGGCUUUGACUUUUGAAGGAGUAACACAUAAAAGUCAGAGGGGUAUCUGGCCCCAAACUUUACAGAUUGGAAAGACACUCCCUUUGGGAGGACACCCCUUUAGGUUCAGAGGAAUGGGGGUGCUUUGGUCCCUUGAACACAGCUGGCUUACCCUACACAAUUGUCAAUGCACACAAAAUACAACCUCAUGCUCCCUGCGGCAAGACCCCUGAAAGUGACCCAUGCUUCUGGCUGGCAUUCUGCAUGUCUAGUGAUUGUCUUGGGAAUGUUCCACUGCUACUUGCACCCAGUGACUUCGCAGCACAAGCACCUGGUCAAUGCCACUCUGCAGAGCUGUUUGGACUUCACAGUGUGCCAGGUCCAACUAAGGGGACCUGAAGAAUCAAUCAAUCCAUGUGAGUUUGUUUUUCAGAAUGAAUUAAAACACUACAGUCUAAA
Messenger RNA from Myotis brandtii (Brandt's bat), 2073 nucleotides. RefSeq names its product lysosomal-associated membrane protein family, member 5 (gene LAMP5). Bases 527 to 1369 code for a protein of 280 amino acids. Gene Ontology annotation, cellular component: membrane. The transcript has 7 exons. Lineage: Eukaryota; Metazoa; Chordata; Mammalia; Chiroptera; Vespertilionidae. The record is from RefSeq and is a predicted model, not a curated record.